CUUUUAGCGUAUUCACUGUUCAUGAGUUCUGGGUUUGGUUUGCUUUGUAUGCUCAACAAUUUAUUGACAUCUUCACGAAAAAGUUUAAAUUUUAAAUCAGACAAAAGCAGUCUCAUGAUUUCUCUUUGAUUAACUCAAUAUAGAUUUCUUCUUCGCACUAGCAAAUAAACACAUUAUCUUCUUCUUCUUCUUCUCUCAUCGUUACUUUAUAGAUUUAGUAUCGAGGAGACAGGUCGAAAUUGAGGUUCUUUUAAAGAAAAGUUCCAUUUCAUAUCUCUAUCAAACCCUUUUCUGAAUAUUAUUUUGCUUGUGAAUUUGAAUUUGAGCUUUUUUCCUCUGUUCUUGGGAGGAAUUUUUGUCUGUGUUUGUGAUGCGUUAUAAUUGCUUCGGACUUCUAGAUAUGUGCAACGGAAGUGAUCGUCUUGGACAAAGAGAAGCUGAAGAGAUUUGCACCAACAAUGUGAGGGUCUUUUCAUAUAAUUCAUUAAGAUCAGCCACUGAUAGUUUCCAUCCAACGAACAGAAUCGGAGGUGGUGGCUAUGGCGUUGUCUUUAAGGGAGUUUUGAGAGAUGGCACACAAGUAGCUGUGAAAUCACUAUCAGCAGAAUCUAAACAAGGGACACGCGAGUUCUUGACCGAGAUUAACUUGAUAUCAAACAUUCAUCAUCCUAACCUUGUUAAACUCAUCGGUUGCUGCAUCGAAGGGAACAAUCGGAUUCUUGUCUAUGAGUACCUUGAGAACAACAGUCUUGCUAGUGUUUUGCUUGGUUCAAGGAGUAGAUAUGUACCGCUUGAUUGGUCCAAAAGAGCUGCGAUUUGCGUUGGGACAGCUUCGGGUUUAGCUUUCCUUCACGAGGAAGUCGAACCUCAUGUUGUUCACCGUGACAUCAAGGCGAGUAAUAUCUUACUAGACUCAAACUUUUCUCCCAAAAUUGGUGAUUUCGGGUUGGCUAAGCUUUUUCCAGACAAUGUCACUCAUGUCAGUACCCGAGUCGCUGGAACAGUGGGAUACUUGGCUCCAGAAUAUGCACUUCUUGGUCAACUGACAAAAAAAGCAGACGUUUACAGCUUCGGGAUACUUGUGCUUGAGGUCAUUAGUGGUAAUAGUAGCACCAGAGCCGCCUUUGGAGACGAGUACAUGGUUCUUGUUGAAUGGGUAAAGCUAAAAGCCUCGUACCUCAACAAAAAUAUAUAUAGCUCUAUGUUUGUGUUAAUGUUUCUUACAAGUGAAAAAAUAAUACAUUUUCAAAAUGUAAAAUGCGAAAACAAACAAUAUUCAAUGCUUUAAACUCUGUCUUGGGCAGGUGUGGAAGCUGAGAGAAGAAAGGAGGCUACUAGAGUGUGUAGAUCCAGAACUAACCAAGUUCCCCGCAGAUGAAGUGACCCGUUUCAUCAAGGUGGCUCUUUUCUGCACUCAAGCCGCGGCGCAAAAGAGACCAAACAUGAAGCAAGUGAUGGAGAUGCUUCGCAGGAAAGAGCUUAACCUCAACGAGGAUGCCUUAACGGAACCUGGCGUCUACAGAGGUGUCAACAGGGGACGCAACCACCGUGGAAUCGGUCUUAGGGUCGGCCAAGGAGGCAGCUCACAGGAGAGCUCGUCAACGCAACGUGACAAAGGGAAAAGCUCAGCCGUUCCUCAAGGGUCGACGUCCAACUCUAAUAUUUCCUUCCAGAGCAUCACAGAGUUGGCUCCUAGAUGAUUUUUUUCUGUUAAUAGAGCACAAUUUUAUUCUUGAGUAUAUUAAUUAGUUUAUGAUGUGUUAAUAUCUUAUACAUAGGGUAUAUAUGAAUAAACCAAAGAUGCUAUCUGAUAAAAUGUUAUGUAGUUGUCUGACAUUUCCCUUUGUGUCAGAAGCCAGCAGUUUAAAAUUAUGAUUGGCAUGAUUUUGCAACAUUCUUGUAUUCAAUGAUUUGGCUUGAUUUGCAACAUUCUUGAAAUGAAU
Molecule: messenger RNA, 1943 nt
Organism: Arabidopsis thaliana (thale cress)
Lineage: Eukaryota; Viridiplantae; Streptophyta; Magnoliopsida; Brassicales; Brassicaceae
Product: Protein kinase superfamily protein
Exons: 5
Coding region: 371-1288 (305 amino acids)
Cellular component (GO): membrane
Molecular function (GO): nucleotide binding; protein serine/threonine kinase activity; ATP binding
Source: RefSeq, marked reviewed